UGGCGCACGCGGUGGACCCUGCGCGGGUGGUGGUGGCCUCGGUGGCCGGGGCGGGGCUCUCGACGGCGGCGGGUAGCGAUCUCGAGCUCUUCACCCACCUCCGCCGGCUUGACGCAUCAGAUAACGAUGGAUUGGAUCUGGAGGCGCUGGCCGGCCUGCGGGCGCUGGAGUCGCUUGAUCUGAGCUGCAACGGGUUGUGCGAGCCAGUUGUUCCUCCCGCACCAGCGCUCACCUCGCUCGCGGUCCUCUCGCUCGCUGCCAACGAGCUUACACCCGCAAGCAUUCUUCGCCUUUCCGCGCUCUCUUCGCUCACCUCGCUCGAUGUGUCGGGCAAUGGGCUCACCGAUGUGCCUGCCGACUGGACGGGCUUCACCGCACUCACUACCCUUGUGGUGGCGGACAAUGAGCUGGAGGAUCCAAGGGCGCUCCUCGCGCUAGCGUCGGCGCCGGCGCUAACGUCGCUUGAUCUGGCUGGCAACGGUCUGCCGUACGUGCCCAGCUUUUUGCUGCGGGCGUGGAGUCGCCGUUCCCGGCGCUGACCUCCAUUGAUGUUAGGCGGACGGCGGUGCGGUCAGGCGACGACCUGGUGGCACUCGCACAGACGCGUGUUCUCUGCAAGGUGGUCUCCGACCUCGGGCGGAGCACACUAGGUAUGGCCUCUCUCAGUGCGCUCUUUUCGCUCCACGAUCCGCCCAUUGUGUUGGAGGGCGCAGCCGGGGCUGGGCCGCGGCCAAUGCGGGUUGGGACUCGGGUUAUCCGCGAGGGCAAGUGGGACGCACUCCGCCGCUCUGCCGCCAAGCAGCGCCGCGCGAGAAAGGCGUGGAGCCACCAAGAGUGGAUGGAGAUGGACUCGGCGCGGACAGGCGCGGAUACCCGUGUCACGAUCACUUCACCUCCGCCGGUUGCUGAUGGUGCAGGCUUUUUCGUGACGCAGCUCGGCCUGGAAGAGGAGCUCAAGGUGGCGAGCAGGGGAAAAGUGCCAAGCAAGCGCGAAACGCCCGACAAGGGCGAGACCGAGGCCGAGGCCGAAGCGCUGGGACGUGCGCUGACAUCACGGAUGGCCGAGACGCUCUCGCUCGGACUUGGCGAGCGAGAGCCUGCCGAGCCGACCGAGCUGUCUGCAACGCUCGAGGCACUGCGGUUUGCGCUCGAUCAUCCGGUGAUCGGUGACGUCGGCCGCGGCGCCGGGCCUGAGCUCGAUGGAUAUGCCCGUGGAACACACGCAUCGCAGCGUGCCAGAGCAUUGGCGCGGCGCGGGCGCGGGCGCGGGCGCGGCAGGCCAGAGCGUGAUAUCGGAACCGCCGACGUCAGCGAGUACGAGGGCGCGGAGGAAGGAACUAGCGGCAGGCACGGUGCAGAUGAUGUCGAGGAAGGAGUCGACGUCGCCCAGCUCAUGGCAGACAUGCGCAAGCGGCUGGCGGGCGUGGAGGCGCGGAUUGACGCCGUGUUGGCGAGUCAUGACGACGAGUAAAC
Messenger RNA from Thecamonas trahens ATCC 50062, 1473 nucleotides. RefSeq lists its product as uncharacterized. Bases 653 to 1471 code for a protein of 272 amino acids. Lineage: Eukaryota; Apusomonadida; Apusomonadidae. The record is from RefSeq and is a predicted model, not a curated record. The transcript has a single exon.